Nematolebias whitei (Rio pearlfish) is the source of this 747-nucleotide messenger RNA. RefSeq names its product regulator of G protein signaling 18 (gene rgs18). The coding region runs from base 37 to 747 and encodes 236 amino acids. The record is from RefSeq and is a predicted model, not a curated record. Lineage: Eukaryota; Metazoa; Chordata; Actinopteri; Cyprinodontiformes; Rivulidae. The transcript has 5 exons.
CCUGCCGCUUUGCACACCAGACACUGAGAGGACAGCAUGGAGACGCUUCUCUUUCUAUUUCCUCAAUUUAACUACAUGGCCCCAAAGGAGGAAGCAUAUUUCAAAAUGUUUGCUGUAGGGAACUUGCAGACACCAGCGAUGAAGGAAAAUAGCAGCAGACAGAAAAACAAGGAGAGGAAAAGCCGACUCGGCCUUUUUCUCACCAAGUCAGGCUCCCAUGAAAACGUCAGCCCCCAUAAAACGACAAAUACAACAUCAAGCAACAUCUCAGUGGAGGCAGCCUUACAUUGGAGCGAUUCCUUUGAAGAACUCUUAAAGCACACAGAUGGGGUGGAAACCUUCUCUCAGUUCCUCAGGAUGGAGUUCAGUGAGGAAAACAUUGAGUUCUGGUUGGCCUGUGAGGAAUACAAGACCAUUGAUUCUGAAACAAAGCUGCUGUCCAAAGCCAAAUAUAUUUAUACUGUUUUUAUUGAACCAGAGGCCCCCAAAGAGGUCAACAUUGACUACAACACCAAGAUGACUGUCAAGAAAAACAUGGAACACCCAACAAGAAGUUCUUUUGAGGCAGCCCAGAUGAAAGUCUACAGUCUGAUGAAAAAAGACUCGUAUCCCAGGUUCCUGCACUCUGACAUUUAUAUGCGCCUCACUAGGAGGAAGGGCCCCGGAUCCAACAUGUUUCGUCGAAGGUCGCGCUCCUGUGUGUUAAACGAUAGGGGAGACGCAUCGACUGAACCAUCAGCAUGGUGA